This is a messenger RNA of Andrographis paniculata, 1143 nucleotides long. Its product is annotated as serine acetyltransferase 1, chloroplastic-like. Gene Ontology annotation, molecular function: L-serine O-acetyltransferase activity. The record is from RefSeq and is a predicted model, not a curated record. Bases 42 to 929 code for a protein of 295 amino acids. The transcript has a single exon. NCBI's taxonomy places the organism in Eukaryota, Viridiplantae, Streptophyta, Magnoliopsida, Lamiales, Acanthaceae. Gene Ontology annotation, cellular component: cytoplasm; cytosol.
UUCUUUAUCCAUCGUCGAUAUGUAUAAAUACCAUAUCCCAUAUGAGCACCCUUAUAAACCCUAGCUCAAAUUUGCACAAGGUUUCAUCAAUGGCAGACUGUCUGUGUCUCCCAGCUAACAAUAACUCCACUGGCCGCCGAGUCGUCACCGCCACCAAUCUGCCAGGACAGUAUCUCUGCACCACCGCCGCCGGCAAUCAAGAAUUCGACGAUCAUCUCUGGUUCAAGAUCAGAAUCGAGGCUGUCUGCGACGCCGUCCAAGAACCCAUCCUUAAAAACUUUUACAAUUCCGCGGUACUCUCCCACAGGUCCCUUGAAAGUGCUCUGGCGAAUCAACUCGCCGGAAAACUCUGCUCCCCCAAUUUGUCCGGCGAGGCACUCUACGAAGUGUUCUGCAAAACCCUAAUUGAAGACGAAGACAUCCGCCGUUCGAUCAGGAAUGAUCUGACGGCCGUGAGAGAGCGGGAUCCGGCGUGCCUGAGCUACGUCCACUGCCUUCUGAACUUCAAGGGAUUUCUGGCAUGUCAGGCGCACAGGGCGGCGCACCGCCUCUGGGCUCAGGGCAGGGCGGCGCUGGCGGUGGUGAUUCAGAGCAGGGUGUCGGAGGUUUUCGCGAUUGACAUUCAUCCGGCGGCGAGGAUUGGGAGUGGGGUGGUGUUCGACCAUGGAACUGGUGUUGUGAUCGGAGAGACGGCGGUCGUCGGAGAUGACGUCACGAUCCUCCACGGCGUGACGUUGGGAGGAACGGGGAAGGUCGGAGGUGAUAGGCACCCCAAGAUUGGGAAUGGAGUUCUGAUUGGGGCUGGGACAAAGGUGCUGGGAAAUGUUAAGGUUGGGGAAAAUGCGAAAAUCGGGGCCGGCUCCGUCGUGCUGAAAGAGAUUCCGGCGGGAGCCACGGCGGUCGGAAAUCCGGCCAGGUUGUUGGAUUGAGGUGAGGUGUGGGAAGGGAAGGGACGGGACCUGGAGUCCCGUCGCGGAUGGACCGUCGAUUUGGUUGGAUUUUGGAGCCGCUCGAUCAACGGUCGGAUGUUGUUCGAGAUGGAGUCAACUUUAUUGUUGACAUUCUGUUGAAUUAUUAUUAUUGUUCAUUUAGGUUAAAAUUAUGAAGCUCUGAUUAUUUAAUUGAGUCAAUCGUUGUGAAAAA